Molecule: messenger RNA, 1017 nt
Organism: Amphimedon queenslandica
Lineage: Eukaryota; Metazoa; Porifera; Demospongiae; Haplosclerida; Niphatidae
Exons: 4
Coding region: 2-1009 (335 amino acids)
Source: RefSeq, a predicted model, not a curated record
UAUGGCUACAAGCCCUUCUUCCUCUUCUCCUUUUAUAAACGUUUGCAAUAAAGGACUAAGUAAAAAAGACUUCUAUGGUGUUUAUGAUAUAAUCAAACCACUUUCAGCUGGCUGGAAGCAGAUAGCCAUUUCCUGGCAUCUUGAAAUAGAUACAAUCAACAGGAUAGAAGCUGAUUGUCGUGGAGAUACUAUUGCUUGUCUGCAGAAAGUUGUAGAGUAUUGGUUAAAGAAGGAUUAUGAUUAUGAGCGUUAUGGUAUUCCUUGUUGGAGGAGAGUGUGUGUAGCUGUUAAAGAAGGAGGAGGUGAUCCAGCAUUAGCUGAUGAAAUAGCUCGUGAACAUCCUCUACCAGCUACUACUGGAGGAGCUACUCCUCAUCCUCUACCAGCUACUACAAGUCCUACUGAUGUUGUUCAUAAUGAUGAAAUACCACCUUUAGGAGGAGGCAAUUCAAAUCAUAAUGAAACCUUACAUUUUGCUAAAAGAGGUGUCCCUCCUACUGAUGUUCGAAUUAUGUCACCUGGAAGUGAAAAAUCAAAUAAUUCAAGAGUUUAUGCACCUCAUCCUGAAAUAAAUUUCCCACUAACUAAUAAAAUAUAUGAGCUACAGUAUGAUUUUGCUGAUGUACUACAACUGACAAUAGAAUCCUUUUUGAGUGAGCCAGCACUUCUUCCUAAAGUGAUAGAGUAUCUUAAAAGAUGUGUUCAUGCUCUUUUGGGUCCUAUUAAGAAUGAUAAUCAAGCUGCAGUGCAAGCAGUUAAAGAACAGUUUAGUGACAUUAAAACAAUGACAGAUCUCUUUUCGACCUUACAAGACAAGUACAUAUCAUGGUUUAACUAUGAACUAAUAAUAAAACUAGUCCAUGUGUUUCUAAGUGAAAAUCAUACACUAAAGAGAACUUGGUCAGAAUAUGAAGACAAAUUAAAAGAUUAUUUUAUAAACAGUGGAGGUCUAUUGAAAGAUGCUGAUGCUGUGAAGUUUGGUAUAACAGACGUUCCUCCUGGUACAUGAGUAAUGAU